GAUCCAGGACUUCAAGAUGACAGGAAGAGAGUUUCUUGAACUAGAUUCUCCACAGCAAAGACUAUCUUUGGAAAGAUUUAAGCGGAUGGAAGUCAUACAAAAGAUUUUCAAUGAGCUUCCUAAAGCAGAUCAGAAUCUCUGUAAUCAUGGAUCAUACUUCCUCGCAGCAAACUCAAGUUUAUGCGGUUUAGCAGCAAAUAACUUCUUCAGGAACAUCCUACACGUCAGAAGGGCUUCCUUGGUGUCUGCUUUACCAAUGGCUGUUAUUCCAUUUCUUUCAACAGCAGCGGUGUAUGAAGUCUUUGUGCGCGAGCCUUUAUUUGCAGGUGAGCUAAACUGUGAGGUCUGCGCUGUGGUCAGAGGAGGAUUAAUAGGGGCUGUUGUGGGUGGUCUCUAUCCUGUUUUCCUGGCUCUCCCUAUGAACGCAAGCCUCGCAGCCAGGUAUUCUUCAUCUCCCUUGCCAGGGAAAGAAAAUCUAUUACGCUUCUGGUUCAUGACUGCUCAGCCUAUCUUUAGAAAGAUGAGUUUGGGUGUACUCAUACAGGUUCUAACUGGAUUAUACCUUGCUACUAAACAUCACGGAAUAUAUGUCAAAAUACUGCAGCGGAUGCAUGCCAGCAGGGACCCUGAAGAGUUACAAGCCUGAAGUAAUUUUUCAAUUGCUUUGGAUAAGUAACCAUAAUAAAGAA
This is a messenger RNA of Balearica regulorum gibbericeps (East African grey crowned-crane), 689 nucleotides long. The record is from RefSeq and is a predicted model, not a curated record. Lineage: Eukaryota; Metazoa; Chordata; Aves; Gruiformes; Gruidae.